Dictyostelium discoideum AX4 is the source of this 471-nucleotide messenger RNA. RefSeq lists its product as hypothetical. Lineage: Eukaryota; Evosea; Eumycetozoa; Dictyosteliales; Dictyosteliaceae. The record is from RefSeq and is a predicted model, not a curated record. Gene Ontology annotation, biological process: RNA processing. Gene Ontology annotation, cellular component: nucleolus; nucleus; exosome (RNase complex). The transcript has a single exon. Gene Ontology annotation, molecular function: RNA binding. The coding region runs from base 1 to 471 and encodes 156 amino acids.
AUGUCUCAAUCAUCAAGCAAUGAUAUUAUAACACCGGGUCAAAGAUUAUGUAAAGAAUCAGAUUUUAUAUCAUCAGAAGGAACUUAUGUACAUAAAGGAUAUAUUUACUCGUCAGUUUUAGGGUUUAAACAUGUAAUAAAAAGAAAUAUAGAUACAACAAAUGAAAAUAAUGUAAAUAAUAGUAAUAAUAGCAAUGAAAUAGAAAAUAAUAAAGAUUAUAUAGUAGUUUUAAAAGAAAAAGAACCAAGUGUUGUACCAGAAAUUGGAAGUAUAGUUACAGUUCAAGUGCUCCGUAUUAAUCCAAAGUUAGCAAGUGUUGCUAUCCUUUGUGUUGGAACAAAAGCAUUAAAAGAAACAUUCAAUGGUAUCAUUAGAAUUCAAGAUGUUCGUGCAACUGAAAUUGAUAAAGUUGAAAUUUAUAAAUCAUUUAGACCUGGUGAUAUAGUUUUAGCUCAAAUUGUAUGUUUGUAA